Molecule: messenger RNA, 2922 nt
Organism: Sphaeramia orbicularis (orbiculate cardinalfish)
Lineage: Eukaryota; Metazoa; Chordata; Actinopteri; Kurtiformes; Apogonidae
Gene: tcf7l1a
Product: transcription factor 7 like 1a
Exons: 12
Coding region: 717-2522 (601 amino acids)
Biological process (GO): regulation of transcription by RNA polymerase II; canonical Wnt signaling pathway
Cellular component (GO): beta-catenin-TCF complex; catenin-TCF7L2 complex; chromatin
Molecular function (GO): RNA polymerase II cis-regulatory region sequence-specific DNA binding; DNA-binding transcription factor activity, RNA polymerase II-specific
Source: RefSeq, a predicted model, not a curated record
UGUUCCGACAGCCCUCAGUCUUUUCCUUCCACUCCACUUCAGAAACACUAACCAGCCCAGCUCUUUCCCACGCCUCCACAUCGCAAGCACCCAGAAAACGUCUUGAAUCAGCAAAGAUUGUAAUACGCGGAAACGAACACUAUAAAACACGGACAGUGGACAUUAUGCACGGCUUAAAACUGGACAGACGAUGCAGGUUUUCAAUCCGAAGGUAAAGCGGAGGGCCUGUGCUUUCCCCCUGGACUAACUGUACUGAAGAGGACCCAAACUUUUCCGUUGCUGCCAACGGACUCGGUUUUGUAAUGUCAAUAAUAUUGCGUCGUUUAUGAGCGAUAUUUUCCCUUUUUCCAGCUGGAGGAUUAUCCCUCAGUGAAUAUACUGAAUCGUUUGCAUUGUGUUGACUCGGUUCUUGAUUGGAUUUCUGUGAAGUAGACUUUGUGCCUCCACACAUCAGGAAUUCACAAGUAGAAACUCAACGUCAGUGAACGCCGCAGGUAGCUAGCUAGCUUGUUAGCUAGUUGUUUCUAGUGCAUUUUCACAGCAUAUUAAAGGUAAAAACAGUACGUUAAUGUUAAAGCUAGGUGUCAUGCUUUCAAUAGCCAACUUUCGCUAGCUACAUAUUUCCUCUAAGGCUCCCAGCCUUUUUGGUUGGUUUUACAAACUACAGCCUUAAAGUCGGUCUAACUAACGUUAGCUGUUCCAGCUAGCGCCCAAACAUGCCGCAGCUAAACGGCGGAGACGGAGAUGAUUUGGGAGCAAACGAUGAACUCAUAGCUUUUAAAGACGAGGGAGAACAGGAGGAGAAGAGGAAUGUGUCUGCUGAACGGGACCUGGACGAUGUCAAGUCCUCCUUGGUCAACGAAUCCGAGACCAACAGCAGCUCAGAUUCAGAGGCAGACAGACGCCCGAAGCCCAAUCUAGAUUUGGAGAGCAGAGCCAGACAGAGUCAACUCUUUCAAGAAGCACUGAGGAGACAACAGGAUGGAGGUCUAUUCCAGCCCUCUCCAUAUGCUGGCUAUUCCUUUUUUAUGAUACCAGACCUUGGGAACCUCUGCAGUCCAUACCUCACCAAUGGAGCUCUCACACCAAGUGCCCGGACGUACCUGCCAUUUCAGUGGCCUCUGCUUGAUGUCCCUGGAAGAUCUGCAAUCAGAGACUCUGCCACUCCUUCACAUCUGUCUAAUAAUGUGCCAGUGGUGCAACAUCCUCACAUGCCUCACCUGCAUCCUCUGCUUUCCUACCCUGAGGCCUUCUCCCCCCAGAGGGCUUCCCCUGGCUUCUCACCUGAAGCCGGUAUUUCGAGGAGCCCUCAUGCUGCCUGCUACCCUGUCUCACCUGGAGGAAUCUCUCAGAUAUCACACCCUCUGGGAUGGCUGCCUGGACAGCCAAUGUACCCCCUUGCAGCUGGGGGCUUCUCACCUGCUGCUCUAGCUAUGAAUGCCUCCAUGUCGAGCCUGGUGUCCAGUAGCUUCCCUCCACGUUUGGUGCCAACACCUCAAUCAUCCAUCCCCCACCCUGCCAUCAUCCCCACUGGGGUGAAACAGGAGCCCGGAGUCAGCAGCCAACCAGGAAAGUCAGUGCCUGAAGUCCAGGAGAAAGAAGACGAGAGGAAGCCUCACAUAAAGAAGCCGCUCAAUGCCUUCAUGUUGUACAUGAGGGAUGAGAGGCCCAAAGUGGUGGCUCAGUGCCAAGUGAAAGAGAGUGCGACCAUCAACCAGAUCCUGGGACAGAGGUGGCAUUCUUUAUCCAAGGAGGAACAAGCCAAAUACUAUGAGCUGGCUCGCAAGGAGAGGCUCCUUCACUCCAAACUCUAUCCUGGUUGGUCAGCUAGAGACAACUACGGUAAAAAGAAGAAGAGGAAGAGAACAAAGAGUGAAACUCAACUAGAAGUUGCUUCAGCAGUAGCUGCAGAGGAUUUCUCGCCACAACUCAAGAGACCCUGUGUGCCACCAAGACCUGAGGAAAUACCUCACACACAGAGCCAUGUGACCCAGCCCCACAGCCGCGCUCAUGUGACACAGCCCCACACCAUCUCUCACCUGACGCACACGCACCUGUCCCAGGCCAGCCCCGCCUCCUCCUUAGAUUCUCCGGCUACACCCACCACAGCGCUGGCCUCGCCCGCCGCCCCAGCACCGACACACACGGAGCACAUACUCUCCUACAGCGGACACACAUCGCCGUACGCCGAACAGCUGCAGCCGCUGUCGCUCACCACCAAGCCCCACAGACCCCACACCAACACCCACCCGCUGACCGGAAAAACGGUCACCCCCGGACCUUCCACACCAUCAUCCACCACUGACACCCCCACCUCCUCCUCCUCCCCCUCAUCCUUUCACCCACCCUCCCCUCUCCACAUGACUUCCUCUAGGAGUACAACCCCGACCCAGCUCUCACAGCCUUUCCUCAUCCCUCCUAAAUCAGCCCCGCCUACCUCCAUUCACCAAUCAACAGUGAGCUCUCACAGUGCCUUAACCCAAUCACAGCCAUUCACACACAGACGAGCCAAUCAACUGUAAGGAAGUGUACUUCCCAUAUGUGAAUACUGAAAUUAAAAAAGUUAUGAAACACAUACAAUUCAGCAAUAUUUGUACCUCUUAAUGCUGUAAAUGAGCUUUCUUUUUAAAACUUUUUUAUAGAGCUAUCACGUUUUAUAUUAUUAGUAUGAAAAGUACAAUUACUGGUCAAUAUUUGACUUUUAACUUUCUUUAAAAAUAUGUUAUAAUGUUCCCAGUCUUGUGCUUUUUCUGUUUCCUGAACAAUCAGUUUUCCUUGUUCUUAAGCAAAAUAUUGUGUGGCACAGGAUUGUUUCAAAUGUUUUUUUCACUGGGUAGUAAUGAGUUUAAAGCAAUGGUAUUUUCCUGUUUUAUAAAGUCCCUCCCUGUUGUGUUAAUAAAUAUUCGCUGAGUUCUCAUAUUU